Helianthus annuus (common sunflower) is the source of this 1839-nucleotide messenger RNA. Its product is annotated as protein NRT1/ PTR FAMILY 5.5. The record is from RefSeq and is a predicted model, not a curated record. Bases 110 to 1711 code for a protein of 533 amino acids. The transcript is spliced from 4 exons. Gene Ontology annotation, molecular function: transmembrane transporter activity. Gene Ontology annotation, biological process: transmembrane transport. Lineage: Eukaryota; Viridiplantae; Streptophyta; Magnoliopsida; Asterales; Asteraceae. Gene Ontology annotation, cellular component: membrane.
AAGAGUACACAAGAAAGAAAGAGCUGCACAAUGUAUACGCAAGUUCCUCCUUGUUUCUCGGAUAUGUAUAUAAACUUGCAGAUUUCAUUCAUCGUUGGAAAAAGUAGCAAUGGCAGCUUCUUUUGUUAGGAUUUCAGCACUCACAUGGGCGGAUGUGUUAGCUGCAUUUGCAAUGUAUGUGAUGAUGAACUACUUAACAAAUGUCUGGAACCUAGACACUACACAUGCUGCUGGUAUCAUAAACAUAUGGAACGGAAUCACUCCGGCUUUGGCCAUUGUUUUCGCCGUCUUAGUUGACACCUUCAUGGGCGACCGUUAUAUGCUUGCAUUCUCUUGCAUUGCCUACAGUAUCGGAUUGGGAUUAUUGUCCAUGUCUACACCACCUGUUUUAGGCCCAUGUCACGACUACAACGAGCAAUGCAUUGGUCACACACAAAAAGUCUUGUUUUAUAUUGCCUUACCGCUGAUAUCAGUCGGGAUGGCCGGUCAUGUAGUCUCAUUGCCACCCUUUGUAGAUCUACAAACCAAAAGUGAAAAUGCAAAUGAAAAUGGACGAGGAGUGGAGACCGAAGAGGGAACUAAAAUGUUAAUACGAAUACCGGGUUUGAUAAUUCUAAUGGUUGUAAUGAUAGCCGGAGGUUUUGGACUUUCAUAUAUAAAGCCAUGGUCACUCCGGUUUGGGAUUCCAGCUAUCUUUUCAGUGGUGACAACACUUUUGUUCUUUACGGAUUUUCUAGGCUACAAACCUAGUAAGCCAGAGGGAAGUCCGUUAACAACCACCCUGAGAGUUUUUGUGGCUGCUGCUCGUAAGAUUUCACAACCAAUUCCUGAUAACCCCGAAAAACUCUACAAAAAAGAAGAUGCUCGUUCAACCAACAGCCUCAGAUUCUUAAACAAGGCUGCCAUCAAGUUACCACAAGGGCAAGAACCAACGAAAUGGAAGGUUUGCAGCGUGCAGGAAGUAGAGGACACCAAGAUUGGUAUCCGAAUGCUCCCAAUGUGGCUAACCUUCAUUGUCAUUGGAAUCGUGCUUUCUAUUGGAAACACUUACUUUUUGGAGCAAGCUGAUCACAUGGAUAGAAAACUCGGAAAUAUAAAGGUCUCAAUUCCAAUCUUCCUUAUGUUCUUUAAGGCCACAAGUAGCACAUUUGCACACCUUUAUUCACUCUUUGCUGCAAAGAAGUUUGCUCCACCAAUCGGGAUCGCAACAAGUAUGAUUUUCGCAAUAUUAUGUUGCGUUACUGCUUCAAAAGUGGAAACCCGAAGACUACAUCGGGUUAGAGAUGAUGGUUUACUAGACAAUCCGGAUGCAAGCAUCCCAAUGAGUAUAUUUGCACUCCUUCCGCAGUUUAUGCUUCUUGCAGCCGUUGAUGGGAUUGCUAAUAUGAGCAUCUCUAGCUUCUUUAGGCACCAAACACCUGAACCUAUGCACAAGUAUCUGCCUCAUUUCACAAAGGGUGUGUUUGGGCUAGGAAGCAUGGCUAGUGUUUUGUCAGUGUAUGUUGUGGGAAACCACAAGCCUAACUGGUUUCAAGAUACGUUAAAUAAGAGCCGUUUGGAUCGAUAUUAUAUGGUGUUGGCUGUGUUAAGUGCGGCUAAUCUUGUUGUCUUUGUCAUUGUUGCGUAUUUCUACAAGUAUAAGGAACCGCCGGUUGGUGAUAGUGCGGAAGUCGAAAGCGGAGAAAUGGAUCCAGGUUUUGAGGAGAAGUAAUGUAGCUGAGGUUAGAUGUCAAAGUUUGUGUCAUUUGUUAUUUAUUUAUUUAUUCAAAAUGGUUGUGGUUGAUUGGGUUCGGAUGAUUUUAGAUGUAAAUAUGGAUUUUUCAUACGAUUUCUUGUAAA